Molecule: messenger RNA, 399 nt
Organism: Anthostomella pinea
Lineage: Eukaryota; Fungi; Ascomycota; Sordariomycetes; Xylariales; Xylariaceae
Source: the annotation of a GenBank genome assembly
AUGGCUUUCACUACAGCCACAGGCGCGGGGAACGCCGUCUAUCCCGGUGUCAUCUGGGCAGAGUCGGACGACCUCGCGUGGAUCGAUCGCCAAACGGCUGUCGACGCGUUGCCUACCAAGGACAGGCUUAAUCUAGCAUGGUACAACUACUGCACGUUCGAGAUAUGGUUUGAUAGCGGCUGUGACAAAGGCCUCAGCCCGACUAAGCAGAGAGAGGUCCUGACGUACCUUGAUAAGGUAUUCGGACACCUACUGUGUACAUGUCCCGUUCCAGCGGAGAGUAUGGACGCGGAUAUGAAGGAGCAGUUCACGGAUGUGGAACUCUAUAUCUCGCUUAUCGCCAAACUCACCGGGCUGAGGGAUCCGCUGACCGCGGGCGAGGCUCUCGAUCUGCGCUAG